Molecule: messenger RNA, 771 nt
Organism: Ylistrum balloti
Lineage: Eukaryota; Metazoa; Mollusca; Bivalvia; Pectinida; Pectinidae
Product: keratin-associated protein 19-2-like
Exons: 1
Coding region: 1-771 (256 amino acids)
Source: RefSeq, a predicted model, not a curated record
AUGGCACUAACACUAGCUGAUUCCGACAAGGGAAGCUACAUCAAGGGAUCCAAAGGAAACAUGGGAGGCUGGUACGGAAGCGGAAACUGGGGACCAGGAUCAAUGUUUGGAAACGGAUACGGUGGUCCAGGAAACUGGAAUGGAUACGGGCCCGGGGCAUGGGGCGGAAAUGGAUGGGGAAGGCCAAUGGGCGGAUACGGAUGGGGAAAAUCAUUCGGUGGAUACGGCAGACCUGGUUACGGAAAUUUCGGAUAUGGUGGUCCAGGAGGUUGGAACGGAUUCGGAUCAGGAGGAUGGAAUAUGCCAUGGGGCGGAAACGGAUUUGGUAGACCAAUGUUCGGAAACGGAUACGGCAGACCUUGGUACGGAAACGGAUACGGCAACAUGUGGAACGGAAACGGCAACGGAUACGGUAGACCAUGGUACGGAAAUGGUGGAUACGGACCCUGGGGUGGAUACGGAUCAUGGAACAAUGGUAAAGGAUACUCAAAAGGAUUAGGAGGAUACGGAAGCUUCGGCAAUAACGGAUAUUUCCCCGGUGGAUUUGGUGGAAACUCCUGGGGCAAUGGUAGAUUUGGUAACAAUUUCUAUGGACCAGGAUACUUUGGCAACUUCGGACCAGGAUUUGGAAAUUUCGGAUUCGGAGGACGAGGAUAUAAUGGAUUUAACGGAUACAACGGAUAUGGAAAUGGCAACAGAUGGGGAGGAAAUUGGAACAGCAUGUACAGAAAUGGAUUUGGAAAAUCAAGCAGCAAGGUAAGGGUGUCAUGA